This is a messenger RNA of Ceratina calcarata, 4186 nucleotides long. Its product is annotated as oxysterol-binding protein-related protein 2. Gene Ontology annotation, cellular component: cytosol; perinuclear endoplasmic reticulum; plasma membrane. Lineage: Eukaryota; Metazoa; Arthropoda; Insecta; Hymenoptera; Apidae. The transcript has 9 exons. Gene Ontology annotation, molecular function: sterol binding. The record is from RefSeq and is a predicted model, not a curated record. The coding region runs from base 523 to 1857 and encodes 444 amino acids.
UUUUCUGGGUGGUAGGGUACGAGAGUAGAACGUAGAGAGGCACAAGAGGGUGCGCCGGAGGGUGUCACGCCCGCAUGCUCAACGUGCAGUCUCCGCGUAUACAGCUGAUCGCGAGUUUCCUACAUUUUCGCACCAACAAUCACAUGUCGAACGACCCGUUUACACCGUUGAUGUUGAAUGAAACUCGAUUUUGAUUCGGUGAAUUGAUUUUUCAAACGUGUAUUAGAGAGAAAAUCUGCGAUGCCGCGGUGAGAGGGUGGAAUUUCUUUCGAAGUCUCGGUACAACCACCGCCUAACUUUUUUGUAUCCGUUCACCUGCAUUCGCUGAAUAGUUCAUUCUACGCUCGUGGUAUGUGUCUGUGAGAAGAUUGUUGAAAAACCGAGAGAAAUCAGGAAUGCGGCGUGUCAGUCUCGUCGACCUUUGAUCCCUGUCCGAUGUCAUUGGACGUCGAAGGACGUCGUUCUACGGGGCCAAUCUUGUGUAGCAUAGUUGGCUUUCUAUAAACCAUCCAUUGCCCUAUAAUGACUAACGAAACGUCCAAGAGACCGUACAGAACAACGUUACCAGUUCCGGGGCACUCGGAAGUAAAUCUGUGCUCGGUAUUGUCACUGGGCAAAGAUCUCAGUAAAAUCACCAUGCCGGUCAUCUUCAACGAACCGCUUUCCUUCCUCCAACGCGUCGCCGAAUACAUGGAAUACGCUAAAUUGCUUAAACAAGCAUCUGAGCAAGAAACCCCUAUCGGCAGGUUACAGUACGUAGCUGCUUUUGCUGUAAGUGCCCUGGCUUCCAACUGGGAAAGGCUGGGCAAGCCUUUCAAUCCGAUACUUGGCGAGACGUACGAACUGGAGCGCGAGGACUUCCGAAUAGUCUGCGAGCAAGUGUCGCACCAUCCGCCCGUGUCCGCGUUCCACGCGGACAGCAAGGACUUCGUGUUCCACGGCAGUAUACGCCCGAAAUUGAAAUUCUGGGGCAAGUCGAUAGAGAUACAUCCGAAAGGCAUUGUCACUGUCGAAUUAUUAAAAUGGAAGGAGGCGUACACUUGGCAGAACAUCAACUGCAUACUCCAUAAUGUGCUCGUGGGCCAAUUAUGGAUGGAGCAGCUCGGCUCCCUGGAGAUCAAACAAAGCGGCGGAGCGAACCUGAAGGCGACCCUGUCUUUCAAGAGCGGCAGCUGCAACGGGAAGGACCUUCACCGCGUCGAAGGCUUCAUAACGGAUCAAGAGAAGAAGAAGCUAUUGUUUCUUUAUGGAAAAUGGACUGAGAGGUUGAAGGUGUGCGAACCUUCGCUCUACGAGGAUGCAUUGGAAAGGGUGAGGCGCGAGGCGAAGAGUCCUCAAGGUAGCCCUGGGCACAAGAAGGUUCUUGCGAGACUUCACAGUCUUAAAGUUGGAGCUUUUAAGCCUUCCCAUCAGGACACGAUUGAUGAUCCAUCGGCAAGUAUAGACGGAGAGGAUACUCCACUGAUUGAAGACAUUCCCGGAUCGAUCACUCUUUGGGAAGUUGUGCCCAGGCCGCCAAACAGUGCAGAGUAUUAUCAAUUUACAACGUUCGCCAUGUCUUUAAACGAGAUAACGCCGGAGAUGGAAAAAUCGUUGUGCCCGACAGAUUCGAGGCUGAGGCCGGAUAUCAGAAAAUUGGAGAACGGCGACCAGGACGGAGCAGCGGCUGAGAAAGGCAGGCUCGAAGAGAAGCAACGGGAGACGCGCAAAGAUCGGAAGCACAAGAAAGGCGAUGAAUGGACACCCAGGUGGUUCCAAUUAGGCACGAAUCCCUACACGGAUCAAAUGGAUUGGUUUUACGCUGGGGGCUAUUGGGACCGCAACUACAGCAACAUGGAUAUGGAGGAUAUAUUUUAAUGAACGUAGAGAUCUUUAACCGAGCGAAAUAAUUAACAAAGAAUAAGGAUGGCGAUUUUUCGUACAAAUUGUAGGGAAUUAAACUUGUCGCUCUAGUGUUAUCGAGGUUCUUUAUCGAUUCACUGUUUUCGUAGCGAGCCAGAAAGAUCUGAUUAUUACAGAGAGCAGAAUGAAAAGCGUGGGAGGUAUCCGAGCAAACAGGCUGUUUAGUUUGUCGCGAAUAGAUAUUUCUGGAUAGAGAGAACAGGAGGGGAGAGAAGAAGCUUUCGUUUCGGUAACGUGCAAGUACCAUUGUGUUCCAUUGAGCCGGUGCCAGCUUCCGAUCGAUCAACGGGACAAGAAGAGAUAUCGUUGGUGUCUAAAGAGAGCAAAACUUUUGUACAACGCCCAGCUUUACACGAUGUACACACAAUAGGCAAGAUGGUGUCAAUAUGGAAUACGUUUGCGUUGAUCAAAGUCUUAUAGUUUCUUUCUCUACAGAAAAGAAUCAGUAAAAACUAUCUGAAAUAAUUGAUUUUUUAUUGACAUUAUAAGAAAGCUUGCAAAAAUGACAAAAUGGUAUUCCAUAUUGUUGUCACUUGUUCUACUUCAAACACGUCCUACUAAUAUGUUUAUCUACAAAUGCUACCAGUACUGAAGAAAUUUCCAUUCGUGCUGAAUUAAGAAAUUAUUGAUAAACGAUCAAUUACUAAAGUACGAGUCAAACGAGCAAGCUUACGCUUGAUAGAAAAAUUCCGUGUGCAGAUUGUGCGUAGUUCUCUCUUUUUUUUUUUUAGAUAAACGAACAUUUGUAGAUGUACCAAUAAACGGCUAGAGAUCGAUGUCUACAAAACUGAAAUCCCGUGCGUUAUGACAAUUUUCAUGGCACGAGGAUGGACGCGCCAGGUCCGUCUACUCUACUGUUAGCAUGUACAUACAUACAUACAUAAACGAUCGCUGCACAUUUUUUACACACAGAAAAACGCAGAAUGUAACUGGUUGCUGUUCGUAAUUAUUUGAGUGAUGAAUCGAAUCAAUGCACUUGUCAAUAGAUGAUCCUUCAAUAAAUGAUAUCGAUAUCGUUCGAAUAAUUAUGAUCUGUAAUUACCUUAAACACACUAACUGUUUGAUGAACGUCACUGUUCGAUUGAUUUGUAAUGCAGAGUCGAAAGAUUGCAUCCUUCUCUCACGUUCGUUUUUACAUAAUCGCCAGAUCAAUUUUAACACUAUUUUUAUAACAAAGAUAAGAAAGGGGAUAAAAAUAAAGAGGAACUCGAGCCGAGUCUGGUUUCUCUGUAGCUUGACUAAACAGUAGGUUUCUGUUCAGUGACUGUACUAUACGUAUACACUUGUACUUUUAGGUAUUCCGUCGCGAAUUUUACGCACGGAGCGGCGAAAAACGAACGGGUGAUCGCCCGGACAGUUUAGCUCAAAUAUAGUUAGCUGAAAUAUUUGGGAAGCUUAGUAAUCGCGCAUCGAACGAGUAAUCAAAUAACCGUUGAUGUAUUUUCAUAAGCUUAUUGAGUGUUACUUGUAGGGUUCCGAGUUCAGGAGUCUCUAGAGACGGACUUACAUUUGACCUGCCCAUCUUAGCUCGAUUGUUCCAUAUACUACCCCUAGCAAAAUGUUCUUGAUCAAUCAUGAUACAUAGUAUGAAUAAAAUAAAACAUAAACGAAGCACGAUAACUUUCAAUGGGCACUGCACGUGUAAUAAAAUAUAUAAAACAAUAAAUUGUUCUGCUAUUUUUAUUUUUUAAAAAUUCUAUAGUUAAUACUACUGCAUUGAUCGAAAACUUCCUGCCAGGGGUAGUAGCUCUGUCGACGAUAUUACUGGACUGCGGACUUUUAUGCAGAACAAAAUGUUUGUAUUGUCAAUUUACACAGUAAUUUCAUUUGUACUUCAAAAAUUGUGACAUGCACUUCACAUUCGAUAUUUUGUAUUACCCUUAGGUUUUCUUAUAUUUAUUACAAAUGCAAUUUUUCUAUAAAUGCGUCAAAUCCGCAGCCUAGAUACUGAAAACCAAUAGAAAAUGCAGAAAGUGAUUAAAAUGAAGAACUUGAUCUGUUCCAUAAAGGAUGAUAUUGUAAGAUUAGAAUACACGAGGUUUCAAUCUUGAAAAUGGAUGUUUCGUUAGGUGGAGCAUAAGCUAAGAAGACCGUUACAGCUAGUGGCAAUUAGUUUGUCAAGUAGGGUAGACAGCUUACGAUUCCACAAGCCUAUAGAGACAAUAUAGGAAGUUCAGUAUAUGUAUUUGAUACUCAACGGUGCCAAUGCAGAUUAAAUACUAAAUGCUCUUUCAUGUAACAUAUUGUCGUACACAUACAUACGAAUACAUAUAUUCACACAUUU